CCCCGAGUUUCAGGUUCCUAGAAAGGCAGCUUCAUACCCACCAUGAGGGGAACAAGAAGCCCCCGAAACAAGUGAGGUAGAAAGAAACCCACCGAACCCACCGUCCCAUCUCAGCUCCCGGCACUGACAUCGAGCCCCCGGGAGAGAGCUGAAAGGCCCCCCCCACCACACCGACCACAGCGACAUGCCUCUCUUCAUGCACAUCAAGGAACACUCCGCUUCUUUCUGUGCUGCUGACACCAGGAGUCAAAUGAGUAACUGGGUGUGAGAAGGAGAAAAGAGGACGUUACCAACCAACAAGAAUCUUUUUCAACACUCUGCUGCGCAAUACGAAGUCUACCAUGCCUCGGUCGUUCCUCGUGAGGAAUAAAAGGACUCACCUGUUGGUGCAUUUAAAGGAAUCCUAUAAACAGCACUCUCAGCCCCCCGAGGAAGAACCAGAGAGGGGUCCUUCGUCCCCGAUGUUGGGGGUCAAAGACUUUCUGUCGUGCUCACCGUCUCUCAGCGCCCCCACACACGGUCCCUGGCCUUCAGUGGAGGGCAGAGAGGUUCCUCUGCAGGCGUCUGAGAGGGAGCGGCAUCUGGAGGGUCUGGUCUUCAUGUUGCUGAAACACACUUCACACACUGACCUGCGAUCCCCCGUCAGCGAGUGUCCGCUCUGUGGGAAGUCUCUUUCAGAAGUUUUAACCUCAGGAGUUGGUCUUCAGGCUCAUCUUCACACGGCGCUCUCUCUUCCUUCACCUCGAUCUCCCUCCGCCGGAGACCCCGUGCCCUUUGGCUUCAGAGCGUUAGGCAGCUAUGGUAGAGCUAAGGAGCGUAACUUUGGCUGUAAGGUGUGUGGUAAGGUGUUCAAGCGCUCGUCCACUCUGUCCACACACCUGCUCAUCCACUCAGACACCAGACCCUACCCCUGCCAGUACUGUGGGAAGAGGUUCCACCAGAAGUCAGACAUGAAGAAACACACCUUCAUACACACAGGUGAGAAACCCCACUUGUGCAAGGUGUGCGGGAAAGGCUUCAGCCAGAGCUCCAACCUCAUCACUCACAGCAGGAAGCACAGCAGCUACCGGCCGUUCAGCUGCAAUCACUGCCAGCACAGCUUCCUGCGCCGCGCAGACCUGCAGAAACACAGAGAGACACCGUGUGGAUACACAGAGACAUACACACAAAACUGAGACUAUGAGAUACACACAUCCUUUACUCAAGUACAAGUACAGAUACUCGUGUUUAAAAAUACUCUGGUAAAAGUAGAA
Molecule: messenger RNA, 1253 nt
Organism: Trematomus bernacchii (emerald rockcod)
Lineage: Eukaryota; Metazoa; Chordata; Actinopteri; Perciformes; Nototheniidae
Product: zinc finger protein Gfi-1-like
Exons: 7
Coding region: 342-1175 (277 amino acids)
Biological process (GO): regulation of transcription by RNA polymerase II
Molecular function (GO): DNA-binding transcription factor activity; RNA polymerase II cis-regulatory region sequence-specific DNA binding
Source: RefSeq, a predicted model, not a curated record